GCUUUACUGUUCUGCACAGGUUCUGCUUUAUCUUCCACCUCAUGUACAAACUUUGGUGGCGGACACAAAUAGAACUAGGUUUGGAAUAUGGCACUGUGUUACAGAUUGCUGGGAAACAGGCAGUUAUGUGGGAGCUUCGUACGAGGAUUAUAUAGCCAGCCGUGUCGUUGUGUUUCACUGAGAGUAACUCAGUAUGAACCUCCUCCCAGUGAGAGCCACGAUGAGCGAAACGCUAGACUGGGACGGCCGCAGUCACCUCAUCUUACCAUCAUCAAAUACCAGCUGACAACGGUGCUUUCAAUAUCCCAUCGAAUGACAGGACUAGCAUUGAGUGUCUAUAUGACAACGUUGGGCUUAGGUACCCUUGUAUCACCAUAUCACUUCACUGAUUACAUCACUUGGAUACAAGAACUGCACUUGAAUCCAGUACUUAUCGCUGCCACGAAGGCAGUUAUUGCAUUUCCUCUUGCAUAUCACACAUGUAAUGGUGUUCGUCACUUGGUGUGGGAUUUAGGGAAGGCAUUAACAAUAAAAGAAGUCUACUACACAGGAUAUGCUAUGUUAGCUGCAACAUCAAUCGUGACAGCUUGGUUAAUGUCACUGUAAUCUAAAAUACCUCUCUCAUGAAGUGUUUUUGGUGUAGUGUGUUUGAAGACUGUACAACAGUAUUUAUUUAUGAGACCAUAUGUAAAUCAUUAACACUUUUGUGUACAUAACUGCUCCAUGAGUAUUAGUUCAAAUGUUUAAAUACAGAAAUGAAUUCACAUUGUAGUAUUUGGUUGUGUAAAAACUGGCACUGUCCAGAAUAGUAUGUAAUUCAAUAAUAAAAUGUGCAAAAGUCUUUUUUUCUGCUCACAUGGCUUAGGUGCACUGCCUUAAUUGUUUGAAUAAUUGCAUUAAAUUGUAACUGGAUGUAACUGAAAAUACUUUAUGGGUCAUUCUACAUUUAGAAGAGUAUUAUGUGCAGCUUUUUUUAUGAUGUAAAAACCAAUGUGCCUGACACAGAAAACAAUUAGGACAACUAUGUGAAUUUUGUGGAAUGGUGUGUGAAGCCAGUAAAUCAUUACAUAGAAUUGAAAUGAUGUGUUACAUUCUUUCAUUUGCCAAUAUCCAUAAUGUUUUCCAAAAGAGAUAAAUGUGAUGCUGCACCAAAGAAUAAAACUUGCAAAAAAUAUCCUGUUCAAUGUAUUACCAACAGAUGAAUCACUGAAUGCCUUGCAUAAUAUUUUGACUCCUAACAGCGAAAGUGCAAUGUCAAUACCAUUUAAGUGCCAAUUCAGAACAAUGUUGUGGCGUGCGUGUGUGUGUGUGUGUGUGUGUGUGUGUGUGUGUGUGUGUGUGUGUGUGU
Molecule: messenger RNA, 1348 nt
Organism: Schistocerca cancellata (South American locust)
Lineage: Eukaryota; Metazoa; Arthropoda; Insecta; Orthoptera; Acrididae
Product: succinate dehydrogenase cytochrome b560 subunit, mitochondrial-like
Exons: 5
Coding region: 88-606 (172 amino acids)
Biological process (GO): mitochondrial electron transport, succinate to ubiquinone; tricarboxylic acid cycle
Cellular component (GO): membrane
Molecular function (GO): electron transfer activity; succinate dehydrogenase activity
Source: RefSeq, a predicted model, not a curated record